GUGUGCAGCAAUGGGCAGUGUGUUGAGAUACAGAUGGCCUACAGAUCUACCAACUGUUCCAACAAAUGCAAAGGACACUCUGUAUGUGACCACGAACUGCAGUGCCAGUGUGAAGAAGGAUGGGCGCCACCUCACUGUAAUGACCCCACAGCAAAUAGAUAUAUCAACAUCAUUGUUGUAGUUGUAAUAGUAGUCUUAGUAGUCAUUGCCAUCAUCCUUGCUGUUCUCUUCCACUGCUCCGUUUUAAAGAAGAAACAAAGUCAAAGCACUCACAAAAGCGUAGCUGGAGACACGAAUCCUGCCUUCUCUGGCCCCGAUCAGAAGAGGAAACAGCAUCUUGGCCCAGUGUCCGGUCAUUCCGAGAUGAAUUUGUCUAGAUUUCUCCUCCCCCCACCUUCAUCCCAAGCAAAUAAACCACCAGUCUGUGUUCCAAUCGCUGCUCACCCAUUGGGCCUUGCCGCCAGCUGA
Python bivittatus (Burmese python) is the source of this 468-nucleotide messenger RNA. The record is from RefSeq and is a predicted model, not a curated record. Lineage: Eukaryota; Metazoa; Chordata; Lepidosauria; Squamata; Pythonidae.